UGUAAGAGCGCGUGACAUUUUAAAUUGUUUCUUCACUUAACCAAUCCAGUCCACGAAACUGCAUUCAACAGGUGUUUUCUAUCUUUCUUCGAGUUACAUUCUUUACGAUCUCCUUUUAUAACAAGUAGUUUUAUUGGUUCGAGAUAUCAGCUUCGCAUCCGUUCGUCGCAUAUGUAGCAUAUAUAAUAUCGCAGUGCCUCGCGCUACGUGUUUAUAACGCGUAAAAAAAUUCAUAUAUUUUAUUAUUUGAUGCGACUCUUCGGCAAUGAUAUUAUAUCUCACUAUAAUUGUCAUAUAGCAGUAAAAUCUAAAAAAAAAAGAUAAAAACAUUUUUGCAAGACUGACAUCGGCUAUUGCAACGUUGAUUUCGGUAUACGAUCCUGGUAUGACCGCGACGUAGAUUGCCGAUUCCAACGGGUCUGACCACCAUAUUGGUCUCGCUCCGCGUUCAGCCAAUGAUACGUUGCGUUACGUGCGGCGCACCUGAGGCAGUUAUAAUCAGGAUCGGUAUAUCCUGUUUAUGAUGCCGUAUUACAAUAGUGGUCACAGCCCAGCUUAUAACAAAGAUGGCGGUUCCAGCGGGCCGUCGAGUACUUCUGGUGGUCGUACCAGCAGUUCGGAACCGACGUAUAUGAUGGAGCACUUGGCCACGUUCACCGUCACGAAAGAAACCGGUAUUGUUUAUCCAGCGGAUGGUAUGCGUCGGCUUUUACAACUGGAGAAAAGUAAUGGUAUCUGGAGUCAAAAAAUGCAGCUUCGUCUGGAACGAAACUGGGUUCUUAUCAUGGACAACGAAACAGGGGCUGUCAUGGAACGAUUUCCGGCUUCUUUGAUACAGGAGCCGACAGCGUUCACGUCGAGGGAUCCCAUGGAGAUGUACAAUAAUAUUUUAGUCUUCACGGUGGCCGAUGACAGUGGUUCCGGUCAACGAGCGGAGAUGCACAUAUUCCAGUGCCAGAGUGUAUCGGCGCAGGAUCUUGUCGAGGACCUGAAGAUGUUGCAAAUGGGAAAACUUGUUACGGGCGGUUCGCCCAGAGGUCCCAGAGGUCACAUUCCACCUCCACCGACCUUACCGCCCCCGGAACCACCUCUGAACGGCGUUAAUGUCAGAGAACAAGUGUCCACUUUCAAUACGGCGAGUGCAGAGGGUCAGAAUGACAUUUCUCGAGAAGAAAAUAAUGACGAAGUAUCAUCGACGUCGUCAGAGAAAUACGAACGUGAUGUGACAAUUCUGAAUCAUUGCUUCGAUGACAUCGAGAAGUUCAUUGCGCGUCUCCAGCACGCAGCUGCUGCAUCACGAGAGCUGGAGCGUCGGCGACGUAACCGGAAAUCGAAAAAGAGAAACCUCGGCGACGGUAUGCUGACGAUGAGAGCGAAACCACCGCCUGAGAUGGAAUUCAUUGAUAUAUUUCAGAAAUUCAAGCUCUCUUUCAAUCUGCUAGCCAAGCUCAAGGCGCACAUCCACGAUCCCAACGCGCCGGAACUUGUACAUUUUCUCUUCACGCCGCUCGCGCUUAUAGUAGAUGCAUCUCACGACACCAAUUACGACCCGAAUUUACCGAGUAAGGUAGUGUCGCCGCUUCUCACGCGAGAAGCCGUCAAUCUAUUGAUAAACUGCGUAACUAGCAAAGAGACCGAACUUUGGCACUCGCUAGGUGAUACAUGGCUGAUACCGCGCGAUCAAUGGAAGGGUCAUGUACCACCUUACCAUCCGAUCUUCAUGGAUGGUUGGUCACCGGAGUAUUCUAUCCCCGAGGAUAGAGAUCACGAUCACUUGGCGUCUUUGCUAAACGCAGAUAAACAGAAGAGAGACGAAUUACCGGAACAACAGAACGAUCCUUACUAUAAUCACCGUGAUAUAGACGAGUCGCAUUACAGCAGCGAUUAUCUAGAGUACGAAAGUCGAGAGGAGCGCGGCGGUAAUGAGUACUUUGACAGAAAUUACGGGCCCAGCUCAGAGCUGUAUAGUAGAGAGGAGAGAGUGGAUCAGACCAGGGCACAUAGCGACAUUUCUGUGGAUUCAAUCGAGAGGGCUCCUAGAGCGUCCGCCGGUAUAGACAGAACGCAAGAGGCUUGGCUGGACGAGCUGGCAGCACGCCACGCCAAGAUCGUGCAAGUCACCUAUCCGCGAACGGCAAACAACGACAAGGAGCUCACUGUAGUUAGGGGUGAAUAUCUGGAGAUUCUCGAUGACAGCAGAAAAUGGUGGAAGGCGAGAAAUUCUCGGGGACAGAUCGCUCACGUGCCGCAUACUAUCGUUACGUCGCAUAAUUCUAUCCCUCAUUCUGCUGACAAUGAUGUCUUUAACAAUCCAUUGUAUACCAGCAGAUAUCCGAGACAGGGACACGGCUAUAACUACGAGGAUUCGGAGAUCGAAAGAACCAGUACUAGUCCAGGACCAGAAGCCACGCAUCGAGCACACGCGAUUCCACCACCAGCACCUGCUGAUUGGGUGAGAAAAGAAAGACUCGGGAAAAAAGACAAUGGUAAUGCUUACAACGGAACCACGAGUAACAGCAGUAGGUCGAGCAUUUCCUCCAUGGAGAGUACCUCUGAAUCGCAUGGAAAGCUCAAUACACAGCAAAGCAUCGUGGAAGUGCAUUCGCCACCUCGUCAUAUAAUAUCAGAUGUAAUAUCCGAUAAACCAGUGUCAUCGUCAUCGCUUUCGCCAGAACUAUCUGCUCCAAUAUUUACAUCGACAUCAACACUAGCUGUGUCAAAAUCGGCACCAAUAUUAUCUACCCUGAAAUCCACACCAGCACUAUCUCUACCGAAUUCAGCACCCGCAUCACCUGCAUUAGCUUCGAAGAUACCUUCAACUUCAACACCUCCACCACCACCUCCACCACCACCGACGCCAAUAAGACCUACUCCACCGCUACAGACUCAAAAAUCUGCGCCCUCGACAUUUUCCACAUCCAAUAAAAUUGAAGUUUCCAAAAGUAUUAAAUUCUUUAAUGGUACUAGCGGUCAAGAAGAAGUUCAAAAAGAGCUCAAGUUUGUCUUGACGAUGUUUCGAGAGAAGAAAGCGAAUUCUUCUCUUAACAAUGAUAUGCGUGACAUUUGGGUGAAUCAAUACUCGACUUCUCGGGAAAUUCAAACUUGGUUGGCGGCCAAAGGGUUCUCGGAGAAAAUUUGCAAACAGUUGGAAAAUAUCAACGGUAUGGAAUUAUUUAAUUUAUCGCGGCGACGAUUGGAGCAAUUGUGCGGAUUGUCCGAAGGAAGCAGACUCAACGGUCAAUUGACUUUAGCGAAAAAUGAAUGUGGGUAUAAAACAGCUCGAUCAUCGGAACUCAAGCAGAUCUUAGAAAAAGCGCGCCAAAGAGCAGAGGAGUUGAACGAUAAAGAUGAGGUCAGACAAUGAGCAUAUAUAUAUAUAUAUAUAUAUAUAUAUAUAUAUAUAUAUAUAUAUAUAUAUAUAUAUUUUGUGAAUCAUAUGUUCCUUGUAUUCCGCAUAUGUGCGGGAACGAUGUAAAUAUUAAUAGGUAAUAUGUACGAGCUUUAUCAUGAAAGGACUGGGAAGAGAAUGAAGGGUAAAAUAAAAUAAUUUUUUUUUUUUUUCGUAAUUUGUCAUAGAAAGAACUUUCAAAACGCGAAAACAAUCAUCGAUAAAAAUAAAUUAAAAUUAAACUGUCAAACUGAAAUAUUUUAUUUUACCUUAUAUUGUGAUAAUAUUAUUUACACAACGAAUCAAAGCAACAUUGCAUGCCAAAGAAUUUUUAGCAAGAUAGAAGCAUGUGAUAUAUACAAUAAAUUACUUGUAAUUUUUUUUUUCUUUGUGAAAAGAUACAGAUAAGCAAUAUAUUAUCCAUUUAUUAUAUAUAUUUUAACGGACUUAUUCAAACACAUAGAGAGAUAAGUUGUUUCCCGGUGCGAUAUUUGAAUAGAGAAUUUAAUUAAUUCAUUUUAAUUUGAUAUGUAUUUAUAUUACAAACAUACAUAAUAUAUAUAUGUAGAAUAAAUGGAAUCACUUUAUUAUUCGACAGCAACGUAAAAUAAAGUUAAAUUUAAAUGUUAAACAAAAGAAUAUGCUAUCAAACCAUAAAACUGAUGUUAGGAAACGGUAAUUAAAAGAUGAUGUAAUCAGUAUACAUAUAUAUUAUGUGAUAUAUCAGCAAUUUAUAUUAUAUUAUAUUUAUAUUAUAUUAUAUUUAUAUUUAUAUUAUAUGUGCAAAAUAAAUUGUUAAAUCGUUAAUUAAAAGAACAUAAACGAUUCAUCGUAUAUGUAAUCCUUUUAUGCAUCCCUGCGUAUUUAACUUAUAUACAUAAAAAUAAAAAUCUAAAUAGAAGAUUUUCUGGAUCUUUGUAUUAUUCUAUCAAAAAAUCAUCCGUCAAGGAAUAUAUAUUGAUUUAUAAUUAUUAUUGAUGUUACAUUAUAUAUAUAUUUAUUUAAAGCGAUCGCAUACAUUAUAACAGACAUAAAUAGAAUACUCUAGCUGUGCCAUUUAUGUCGAUAAACUAUACAUUUUUUUCUGAAUUCUUGACACGAGGUCACAUAACGUGAACACAUUGAUAAUCAUAUUAACGCUAUUUGUCGUCAAGCCCUCUUAUAUAUAUGCCUUUUAAAUAAUUGAUAUCACAAGAUACCUAAUAGUGAUAACAUAAAAAAUCUACACUGGUAUAAAAUAUCAACAGCGUCACAUGCAAAAUAUAAUAACUUUCUGUGUAAAGUUUAAUUGUGAUAACAAUACGUUAAAAAUAUUUCCAUUAUAUAUAAGAUACUUUACGAAUUAAUACAGCUUAUGUUGUAAUUCGCUUUCUUCGAUUGCUCGUAAUGCUUUAAGUAAAAUUUAUUUUUAUAAACAAUGUUUUUAAAGAAAUCUGUGUAAUUUUCUUUUGAAUUUUUCAACGUCUCUCAAAUUCAAAGUCUUAAAUGAUUCCGAAUAAUUAUAUAAACGACGAUAUUAUUUUUGUGAGAAGAAAAAGCGUUUUACAAAAAGCAUUUUGCAAACAGCAUUUUGCAAAAAGCAUUUGGUAUCGUAAAUACUUUUACAGAAAGUGAAUUAUAUGAAUACAAAAUAUACAAAAAGUUACUAUUCCAAAUAAUCUUAUACGUCGUAUUUCUACCGAUUACAUAUUUUACUGAUAUAGAGAGAUAUCUAGAAAAAGUCGAUAAUUUGCGAAAUUGUUGUCGAUAAAAAAUCUUCUAGAAAAUUUUUUAUUUCUAAUAGCUCGUGUGAAAAAAUAUGAAAAUCGACAAAGUCGACGUUAAUAAAAAAAAAUUUUGAUUUUUACGAUUUACAAAUUGCUUGCAUAAGCUUUAGUACGAUUGCAGUUCUUACACUUAUUAAUAAUUGCGUGUCAUUAAUACUUUGUAUGCGAUGACAAUGAUUAUACGAUUAUAUUUCAUAUUUUUGUUAUUUCUUAUCAUUAUCAUGUCAAAUAAUCUUUGAUAGCAAUACGAUACUUUCCGAUAUAUCCUAAGUGUUAAACAUCGUUGAAAUAAUAGAUCAGAAAAAGAUAAGACUGUUGAAGAGAAUUAGUAUUCGAUACUUCAAUUAAAAUAAAAAAACAUAUGGAUUUCACGUUAGAUAUCUAAAUAUCGGAAUGUAGGAAAACUUGUGAAUUAAAUGAAAAAAAUUAAUAACGGUACAUAAACUAAAAAUUAUUGAUUGUGAAAUUGAUUCUACGAAUGUCUCUUAAGUAAAUUUCUCUCUCUUACAAUUAAUAAAUAUGUAUUUUUUAUAAAACGUAUUAUCUCUUAUGUUGUUCUUAUCGCAGUGAUCUUUUUACAGCGGUAAUGAGCGAAUAUUGUUAAAAAUUUGUGCGUCGUUUCAUAUCGUGCGCUCAGACGCCAUAAAAGCGAGUCAUUAUCAGUAUCGCCAUAAUCUUCUACCGAUAAGAAUUACAUACGUUUAUAUGUCAAAUGAAAAUUAUAAUUCUAAUAAAUCGUCAUUCGACCUAGAAUUAUCUUCCUUUGAUGUAUUGUAUCUAGGAUUCUACAGCAAGUACAAAUUUUUAUCGAAAAUUUGAUCGUAAGAAGAUAUUAUUUUUUUCGUCAAAAUUCCUCUGAUUUACACACUUAUGUUAAAUAUGAUGUAUAUCAUUGGUCACCAUAAAAUUAAAAUGCAACAUUCAAUCUCGACACUUUAGUAAAAUUAUGAGAAAACGCAUAAAAUUUAUACUGGUUACAUAAAAAUGAUUAUUAAGUUAAUAUAAACUAAGAUCGCGCAUUUUUAUAUAUAUAUACAUAUUUGACAACUUAAUUAAACUAUAUGUAAUAUUUUCUUAUUAAUUAUGGUAUAACGUAAUACAAACGUUUAUGUCUUGGAAAAAUAUAAUUGAAAUAAAUAAAUUGAAAUAAAUAAAUAUAUAUAUAUAUAUAUAUAUAUAUAUAUAUUUUCGUAAUUA
Messenger RNA from Cataglyphis hispanica, 6351 nucleotides. Its product is annotated as epidermal growth factor receptor kinase substrate 8-like. The record is from RefSeq and is a predicted model, not a curated record. Lineage: Eukaryota; Metazoa; Arthropoda; Insecta; Hymenoptera; Formicidae. Gene Ontology annotation, biological process: regulation of Rho protein signal transduction; Rho protein signal transduction. Gene Ontology annotation, cellular component: plasma membrane. The transcript is spliced from 10 exons. Bases 521 to 3364 code for a protein of 947 amino acids. Gene Ontology annotation, molecular function: actin binding.